Molecule: messenger RNA, 1687 nt
Organism: Aricia agestis (brown argus)
Lineage: Eukaryota; Metazoa; Arthropoda; Insecta; Lepidoptera; Lycaenidae
Product: cytochrome P450 6k1-like
Exons: 1
Coding region: 12-1505 (497 amino acids)
Molecular function (GO): monooxygenase activity; heme binding; iron ion binding
Source: RefSeq, a predicted model, not a curated record
UUGCAAACAAAAUGAUAACACUACUCUUGAUAGUUCUAGUGUCGCUUUUAGUAGCGACAGUGUACUUGAAGGCUAAAUACAAUGAAGCCUAUUGGAAGAAACGAGGUGUCGCCUUCUACCCCAGAAGCAAGGCAUUCGGAAUAUUCUACGACUUUUUCAGCAGCAACAGGAGUCUUUACCAGAAUCUAGAAGAUGUCUACUACCGUUACCCAAAUGAGCCAGCCGUGGGAACGGGGUCGCUGUUCGCGCCCAACCUCAUUGUGACAGAUCCGACGAACAUACAGCAUAUCACAUCAACAGACUUCAACUCCUUCAUGGACCGAUCGAACGCGCCCAACGCUAGAGACAUACUGGCCAACAGCUUGAUUUUCCUCACUGGGAACAAAUGGAAACUGCUGAGGCAGAGCAUGACGCCGCUAUUCACAUCAGCGAAACUCAAGUCGAUGUACUACAUUAUGGACAAGAGCGCAAAAGACUUCGUGCCGUACAUUAAAAGUAAUCCAGAAUUGAAGAAGGGUAACGCUUUUAGCACGUUGUCAACAUUCUGCAGUGCUGCCAUCGGAGCAGCUGUGUUCGGCAUCACUACAGAAUCAGUAUUCGAUUCGCCCUUCUUGAAGAUGGCAAGGAAAGCAUCGCUCACUUCGACAUGGCAAAACAUUAAAGUGGCUAUACUUUUAACCAGCUCCUUCGUUACCAAUUUGUUUAAUUUGAAACUGUUUUCUGAGCACGAGAAUUUCUUCAUAAGUGCAGUCAAGCAGAUCAUCGGUGAACGAAAGAAGACGAACGUGAAAAGACACGACUUUGGGGACCUCUGCGUAACUUUACAAGAUAAAGGUGUUUUGAAAGACCAUGACACGGGUUUCGAAAUUGAACCUACUGACGAGGUGCUAUCGGCACAAGCCUUCUUUUUCUUUAAUGCCGGCGUGGAGCCAACUGCGACGACGAUGUUCAACGCUUUGGUCUUGCUUGGUCAAUGUCCAGAAGCACAGGAGCGAUUGUUGAAAGAGAUCGAUAAAGCAUUUGAGAAGACUCAGGGCAACAUUAGCUUUGACACAAUAUCAGAGAUGGAAUAUCUCGAUAUGGUUAUGAAUGAAUCCAUGAGGAUCUAUCCCGCCAUCGGUCUCCUGGGCAGACGGUGCGUUAAAGACACAACCUUGCCGGUAGGAAACAUUAGAGUCGAUAAGGGAACGUCGAUUUUCAUCCCGUUGUUCGCUUUGCAUCGCGACGAAAGACACUAUCCGGAACCUGAAGUGUUCAGGCCGGAGAGAUUUUCAAAAGAAAAUAAAAAUCCUAUCAUCGAGAAAACUUUCAUGCCCUUUGGUAAGGGCAACAGAGUUUGCAUCGGCCAAAGAUUCGCCCAGGUCCAAGCCAAAGCUGGCAUUGUCCAUUUGCUGAGGAACUUCCGAGUGAAUACAGUGAACGCACCUGGCAAAAAUAUAUCUUUUAGAAAAGAUAUAGUCGCUUUGAGACUGACCAAUGUAGAUCUGGAAUUUAUCGAUCGAUAAGUGAAAAGUGAUAAAGACAAACUAACUAGAUUUUGAUAUUUACUCGUAUUGGACGCUGUUAAGCAUUCGUGUACUAACCUACAAAAAAGUUACGUAUUGAGUUAUGAAUAUAGUUAUGUUGUUUAGAUGAUUUAGGACAAGACUGCAUUCAAUAUUUAACAACAAAAAAAUUGUGGGUUAGG